AUGGAACCUCUCAAUGGUAGUCUUCCAGAAGUGAGAGAUCCUUAUGAGACGCUCGGAGUUUCCGAAGGAGCAAAUGCAGCAGAGAUCAAGACCGCUUAUAAGAAGCUCGCCCUAUUACACCACCCAGACAAAGUGCCAGAUGCAAAUAAGAUAUCCGCGCAUACGCGAUUCCAACAGAUUGCCUUUGCCUACGCAGUCCUGUCUGAUGAGCGCCGACGCCGGCGAUAUGACACAACUGGCAGUACUGCCGAGUCCUUGACUAUAGAUGACGAUGAUUUUAACUGGCUGGACUUCUUUCGCACGCAAUGGCAUGAUGCUGUCAACGAUUCAUCCAUCACAACUUUCAAGGAUAAGUACCAGGGUUCCGAAGAAGAGAAACGAGAUGUCCUGGCAGCGUUUCAAAAAUUCGAGGGAAACAUGAACAAAGUCUUUCGAGAUGUUAUGUUGAGUAACCCGCUUGAUGAUGAAGAUAGGUAUCGCAAGUGGAUUGCAGAAGGGAUCGCAAGCGGACACGUACAGAGCUAUCCAAAGUAUGAGAACGAGAGGCCAGCUCAAAGGGAGGCGCGCAGAAAAGUAGCCGAGAAGCAAGCCCGUGAGGCUGAUGCGCACUACACAGAGACUCAGAAGAGUAAGACCGGCAAACACACAGGCGUUGGCGCCGAGAAGGGUGGUAGGACAGAUCUUGCGGCCAUCAUCCAAAGACGACAAAAAGAGAGGGCGACUAAUUUCUUAGAUGACCUGGAGGCUCGAUAUGGGCACCCAAAUGGAGGCCGAAAUGGAGGAAAACCAAUGGAAGAACCUCCGGAAGAGGCCUUUCGAAAGAAUGCCGAGACGAACGUAAAGAAAAGGAAGUCUCCCAUUACAGACUUGGAGGUUGAAGAUGAGGACAUCGAUCUUGAGGAAAAGCUGGACGAGUCCGAAGCAGAUGAUGAUGCGCAAGCGCCGUCUACGAAGACUGGUCAGCGCUCAAAGCGUAGAAAGGAGAACAAGCGUAGGCUCGUGCGGAAGUCGCAAAAGGGGAGGGCAAAGUAG
Messenger RNA from Bacidia gigantensis, 1032 nucleotides. RefSeq lists its product as uncharacterized. Lineage: Eukaryota; Fungi; Ascomycota; Lecanoromycetes; Lecanorales; Ramalinaceae. Gene Ontology annotation, cellular component: cytoplasm; nucleus. The record is from RefSeq and is a predicted model, not a curated record. Gene Ontology annotation, molecular function: heat shock protein binding. The transcript is spliced from 2 exons. Bases 1 to 1032 code for a protein of 343 amino acids.